Messenger RNA from Oncorhynchus tshawytscha (Chinook salmon), 2400 nucleotides. Its product is annotated as B-cell receptor CD22-like. The transcript is spliced from 11 exons. NCBI's taxonomy places the organism in Eukaryota, Metazoa, Chordata, Actinopteri, Salmoniformes, Salmonidae. The coding region runs from base 54 to 2252 and encodes 732 amino acids. The record is from RefSeq and is a predicted model, not a curated record.
UCCCUACUUUAUCUCUAGUUGUAGUAGGUUGAAAUGAUGAGGUUUGUUAUUUUAUGUUGUUAUUCUCUCUUCAUUCAGACCUGCAGGUGAAGGUGACUCCUGGCACAGUGACAGAAGGAUCAUGGGUUAUACUGACAUGUAGCACCACCUGUACUCUGACUGAAAUCCCCAACCCCACCUACAUCUGGUACAAGAAUGGAGAAGAGCUAUUUUCUGACUCCUCUCCCCAGUAUCAAUACUCAGUCAGUAGAGGAGGUUCUGACAGCUACUCCUGUGCCUUAAGAGGCCAUGACAAACUCAGCUCUCCUGAAGUCACAGUGGAUACUUCUUCUCUGAGCUGCUUAAGGGUGACCUACACCAGUAGAGGCAUCUGUUCCUUGAUACCAUCCGUGGACCUGCCUUGCACUACCAUAUAUCCCACAGACCUGCAGGUGAAGGUGACUGCUGACACAGAGGCAGGGAAGAGGACACUGACCUGUAGCACCACCUGUACUCUGACUGGUAACCCCACCUACAUCUGGUACAGGAAUGGACAAUCUCUUGCUUGGCUCACUUCCCAACAACACUCUGUCUGGAGUUCUGAAACAGAAAGUUACUCCUGUGCUGUUAAAGGCCAUGAGGAUCUCCGCUCUCCUGCAGUGUGUUUUCAGGGUCACAACUGCUGGAGUGUGACUUACACCAAGAGGAGAAUCUGUGUCUUGAAGGGCUCCACAGUGGACAUAUCCUGCUCUUACACUCAUCCCACUAGUUAUAUAGAACAAGGUUCAUUCUGGUUUACACAGAAACACCCUGUAGAUGUCAGGUCAUAUCCAGGGUCUGCAGGUCGUGUGGAGUACAAUAGGAACACAGAGAAACACCACACCAUGACAAUAACACACCUGACAGAGAAGGACUCAGCUGAAUACAAAUUUAGAAUAAUAACAACAGAUGAGAGGAGAUUUUCUGGUCUUCCUGGUGUGAUGUUGACUGUCACAGAUAUCCUGUUGGAGAUGGAUCCUACGUCUGUGUCAGAGGGGGAGAGAGUCACACUGAGAUGUAGAACCCAAUGUACAGUCGGUCUCAACCCCACCUACAUCUGGUACAAGAACGGACAAAGUCUGACCAACCCAAUCACCAGUUAUAACAGCCUGAUCCUAGACCCAGUCACCAGUUAUAACAGCCUGAUCCUAGACCCAGUCAGCAGUGAGGAUGCAGGGAACUACUCCUGUGCUGUAGAAGGCUUAGAGAGAAUCCUCUCUCCAGAAGAGACUCUCACUGUCAGAUAUGGCCCAAAGAACACCUCAGUGUCAGUCAGUCCUUCUGGUGAAAUAGUGGAGGGCAGUUCAGUGACUCUGACCUGCAGCAGUGAUGCCAACCCACCUGUGCAGAGUUACACCUGGUACAAGAAGAAUGGAGGUCACUAUCAGUUCUCCUAUGGGAUCACAGGACCACAUCUUGUCUUCAAUCUUAUCAAGUCAUCUGACACUGGAGAGUACUACUGUGAGGCCUGGAAUGGGAUGAAGACAGGGAGGUCUGAGUCAAUCAACAUGGAUGUGAAAUAUGCUCCAAAGAACACCUCAGUGUCAGUCAGUCCCUCUGGUGAAAUAGUGGAGGGCAGUUCAGUGACUCUGACCUGCAGCAGUGAUGCCAACCCACCUGUGGACAAAUACACCUGGUACAAGAAGAACGUAACCUCACCAAAAGCAUCAGGACAGAGUUACAGCAUCACUAACAUCAUCUCUGAGGACAGAGGAGAAUAUUACUGUGAGGCCCAGAAUGGAAGAGGAUCUAUGAACUCUACAGCUCUGAUGAUCAUUGUAGCAGGGAAACAAAUAUCAGUUCUGACUGCAGCUGUAGGAAUCAUUGUUGUUGUUCUGGUUCUCAUCCUCUGUCUCUCUGGACUCAUGUGGUUCAGGAAGAAGAACUCCACAUCCACCUCCAACACAAGAGACACAGCAGAUGAUGGACAGGGAGACUCUAGUCCAGUGUAUGACAAUGUCUCAAACAUGGCCAUGACCUCUACUGCAGCACAGACAGCAGCCACAGUUGACCAGGAUGAUGUUCACUACGCCAGCGUCCACUUCUCUUGCUCCAAAAACCAGGAAGUGCCUCUGUACUCCACCGUCCAGCUGCAUCAACCACAGAAACAGGACCAAGAUGUCCAAUACGCUGCUGUGAAAUUCAACCUCCCCAGUUCUGCCACCCAACCCGCAGCAGCACAAGCAGCUGAGGUGGAUUCCUCUGAGAUCUACAGUACAGUCAACAAACCCUGAACUAAGAAGACUUGAACAUAACAAACCCAGAAACAAGAAGACCUGAACACAACAAACCCAGAACCAAGAAGACCCGAACACAACAAACCCAGAACCAAGAAGACCUGAACACAACAAACCCAGAACCAAGAAGACCUGAACACAACAA